AUGGCUGAGCGUGAUGGUGACACCGCAGUGAGCACCGGGCUCGAUGCCACUCGAGGCAUGCAUCUCUCGAAGCAACUGCCCUACCCAAUAUGGUCUGAUCAGGCCCUAGGCGGCAUCUCCAUCAUGGAUCUUCCUAUGACGGAGCUGGGCAAUACCAACACUCUUCUUAAACACUUCGUGGAUGUGAUCACGAAUGUGCCGCCCCCCGACAAAAAUACCAUUGAGUCCUUGAUUAAUGCUGGCAAAUGGAAUGAGCUUCCUCCGCCUUUCUGUCCCAAGCAGAAGCUGGACGUCAAGCUUGUCCUUCAAUUUGCCGUGCUCCCACUCACAAACGGGAAUGUCUGCAUAGUCAAGCAUGUUCAGUCACCUGAUCUCAAGCUGACAAAGUCUGUCGUGGACACCCUCUGCCACGGCACGCCCCAUGUGCUGAAUUGGCAUGGUGGUUCUUUGAACAGCUGGGAGGGUGGCAGUGAGGAUGUGGACAAGGGCUUUGCCUUCAUCGAACAAGAAGCCGGCAACCUCGCAAGUGAGUGGAAGCGAGUGCAGCGGAUCACUAAAAACCUCCACGUGAACCAGGACUCGCCUAUUUUUCAGUGGCCCAUCUCCACGGUCGAGAAGUCCAUUCGUGCCAUCCAAACCGAUGGUGUCCUCGCACUUCCCGUAGAAAACUUCUUCUUCACCCUGGCAGACUUGGACUACCAGCUUUUGAAAUUUGGCGUCAACCCCAUUCUCAAAACCAUGACCACACAUGCCGUGGGGGUAGUUGGAGGUCCGGGAAGUGGAAAAACGCCACUCGCCAGAAUCAUAGCCCUGUGUGCCUCCCGUUUUUGGAAACGUGAACAAGGCAUCACAUCUCCACCUUCGUAUCGCGAGGCCUCCGAGUUCGACUUUUUCCGGGGUCACCCAGGUCGCAAAGACCGUCCUGACAUUCAUGAUGAUGGGCGGCUUGCUGAGGAACCCAUCAGAAAAAUGAAAGGUUUCACCGACGUUGGUUGUACUAUGUUGACCAAAGAGCGGUGGGGCGCGGCUAAGUUCGUCCAAGGGCAGAUGAGAGUCUUUGUCUGCAACGACUACGACUCCACUGAAUGGAUUGAGAAGCAUCAAAACAUUCGGGCCGGCACGAUUCUGCAGAUGCCCCAUGAGCAAUUCCUCGAAGUCGUUUCCCCAGUCUUUCCUAAGGAUACCAAGCUACCACACAUCAUGGCAGUCUUGAAGCGUGCCAAUGUCUUGGUCAACGCGGGAAACCUGGUGAUCUUCAGACGUGCCAGUCAGGAAGAGAACCGGGUCCCUUGUCUUGUCUUGCAAACUCCCGUGGACUACCUGAAAACAGAGGCACAGCAGAGGUACAUGCUGUAUCGCGAGAACAAGCUUGUCAAACCAGCUUCCUUCGAAGAUGACGUCGCUUGGGAGGCCCGCUAUCUGGAUGCAGUCCUUCAUGACAAGGUCCUUCCACUCCCCAACCCGACUAUCAUCAAUGAUGCCCAGCAUCGUCUCUUUCAUGAUGAACCUCGCCCACCUGCUCACAGAGACAUAGAAGCCGCGGCUCCUUCCUCACUGCCUGCAGUGCCCUCGGUUCCCAAAGCGGUUGCCGUCAAGAAAGAGUCUGUGACUUUCCGAAGGGCUCUUUCCAGUUUGCAGGGACAUGUCAUCGAUCUUGACUCGCCUCCAAAGAAGGCCUUGCGUGCCGGAUAUGCAGACGUGAAGACUGAGAUCUCGGAUGCUGCAAAUGAGCCUGCCAGCCCAACAUCUUUGAUGGCUGCACCCGUCCCCCUCUCGAAGCCUUCCUCACCGGGCUCGAUGGCUGCACCCAUCUCUCCCUUGAAGCCUCCCUCGCAAGGCUCGCCUAUGGACAUUCAUGACCCAAUAUUUAAUGGAUGA
This is a messenger RNA of Symbiodinium natans, 1878 nucleotides long. The record is from the annotation of a GenBank genome assembly. NCBI's taxonomy places the organism in Eukaryota, Dinophyceae, Suessiales, Symbiodiniaceae.